AUGGGCUCAACAUUAGUCGAAACAAUUAAUAUCAAUGCUAAAGAUUUUACUGAACAUUUUUUAACAUGUUCAACAUGUAUUAAUCAAUUUUCAUCUGAUUCUUAUGAUCAUCAACCAAAAUUAUUACCAUGUUCACAUACAGUUUGUCGACAAUGUUUAGAACGUAUUGUUAAUUCUCAACCAAGAUCAGAUGCUAUUAAAUGUCCAAUCUGUCGUGAACAUAUUUUAUUACCUAGAGGUGGUGUUACUUCUUUUCCACCAUCGUUUAUUGUUAAUCAAUUACUUGAUUUACUGGUUCGUUUACGACGUGAUGUUGUACCAAAAUGUAAUUUACAUACAAAUGAAGAAUUAUUAUUUUGUGAAACAUGCGAUAAAAUUUUUUGUCAAUUAUGUGAUCAACAUCAAAUAUCAGCUGAACAUACUAUUGUACCAUUUUCAUUAGCUAUUAAACGGAUGAAUGAAAUUUUAUUUUUUAAAGCAUCAAAAACUAUUAACUGUUUGGAUCAUGCACUUGAAGUUGUUAAUAAUGAAGUUAAGCGACUUGAUAGUAGUAUGGAAAAAGCUGCUGAAGCAAUUAAUCGAUCAUUUAAUGAAAUAAAAAGUUAUGUAGAAAAUCGUCGACAUCAUUUAUUACAAUCACUUAAAACAACAAAAGAUCAUAAAUUAAAAAUUUUAAAUGAUCAAUUAAAUGUUAUAAUAAAUGAAAAAAGUAAAAUUGAACAUGAAUGUGCUGUAUUUCAACAAGCAUCCGAUAUACAUAUAUUAACUCAACGUAUACAAGAAUUAAAUGAUCGUAUUGAACGUAUGACAUUAUUAAGUGAACCACGAGAAAAUUCUUUUAUGAAAUUUGAAUUUCGUCAUAAUCAAGCAUUACAAGAUUUAGCACGUUCAUUAAAUAGUGUUGGUCGUAUACGUGUAUCAGCAACAUAUCCACCAUUAUGUACAGCUAAAAUUGAACCAGCUGUUGCUAAUCUUCAAUGUGCUAUUCAUAUUGAGACAGUUGAUUAUAAUGGAAAUGUACGUGUUGAUGGUGGUGAUCCAUUAACAGUUAAUAUUUAUGAUCCAUAUGGAAAAUUAUGUGAAUAUAAUUUACAAGAUAAACAAUGUGGAAAAUAUACAAUUAUGUUUCGUCCAUUAAUAAGUGGAAAUCAUAAAAUUGAUAUACGAAUAUUUGAUCGACCUAUAUCAGGUUCACCAUUUACUGUUGAUGUAACGAAACAUAAUAAUCCAUUAUGGUCAUUUGGUAAACGUGGUCGUGGUGAUAAUGAAUUAUCAAUGCCGGUGAGUGUUAUUGUUAAUGAUAGUACAGAACGAGAACAAAUCUAUGUACUCGAUCCGGGAAAUAGUCGAAUCAAAUGUCUGACACAAGAUGGAAAAUUUAUUGGGCAUCUAGCAACUGAUACUCUUCUUGAACCAACAAGUACAGGUCUUGCAUAUAAUACUUCAGCAUCAACAUUUUAUUUACUUGAUUGGAAAAGUAAACUUAUAACUGAAUUUUCUUUAACAAAUUUUAAUACAUCAUUAAUUGAAAAUAGUCAGAUUAAUAUCAAUAUAAAUUAUCAAAUAACAUGUUCAUCAUUUAAUGAACCUGUUCAAAUAACUUUAUUUAAUCAACAUCGUAAUUCAUUACUUAUAUGUGACAAUAAUAUAUUAUUUAUUGUUAAUAAUCGUACAGGUGAUUUAAUAAAUACAAUUGAUAUACGUACAUUAGGUAUUAAAACAAUAAAAGCAUUUACAAUUGGUUUACAAGAUGAAAUUAUAAUAAGUGAUCAUCGUAUACAUAUAUUAUCAUAUGAAGGCAAAUAUUUACGACAAAUAUUACCAAUAACACAACAACAAAUUGUUGAUGUUGAUGUACAUAUUUCUCAUCAACCACCAGAUCUUAUUCCAUCAAAUUAUAAACAACAACAAUUACGAAGUUUAAUAUCGGAUCAAACAAAAUCUACUAAUAAUUUAAUAUCAAAAGGAGGAUUUUAUACAGCACUUUGUGUAGAUAAAAAUGGUCUUUUAUUAGCAGGAAAAUGUGAAAAAGAUGGUAAUGCUCAUAUUGAAAUCUAUGAUAAUCAAGGUCAUUUAUUACGUAUUAUUGAUUCACAUAGUCAACGUUUACGACGACCUUGUUCAUUAGCUACAACAAGUGAUGGUUGUGUACUUUGUGUUGAUUUAACAACAGAUUCAAUACGAAAAUAUCGAUAUACUUAA
Molecule: messenger RNA, 2202 nt
Organism: Rotaria sordida
Lineage: Eukaryota; Metazoa; Rotifera; Eurotatoria; Philodinida; Philodinidae
Source: the annotation of a GenBank genome assembly